Messenger RNA from Dermacentor silvarum, 1316 nucleotides. RefSeq lists its product as uncharacterized. Lineage: Eukaryota; Metazoa; Arthropoda; Arachnida; Ixodida; Ixodidae. The transcript has 8 exons. The record is from RefSeq and is a predicted model, not a curated record. The coding region runs from base 9 to 1121 and encodes 370 amino acids.
GAGAGAAAAUGGCCUCCAUCUACGCCAGUGGUAAGGUCGUGUCUCGUCGCCAACGCAGGAAGUACGGAGAGAUCCGCACUGCUUUCCUCGUGGGACCGGUCAUCAUGGCCGUGGUGGGGAACGUGAUCGGCUUCCGGACACUGCCGUCCCGCAUCGAAAUGCCGCUGGAAGAGGUUGGACAUACCCAUACUGAAAGGGAAGCGCCCGAACUAGACCUGUGGCUGUGGGCACUGCUGACGUUCCCGGGAGUCAUCGGCGUGGUACUAUUCUGCUGCGGAUACUUCUACGUGGCAAACUUGCAGCGCCACGAGAAUGGGUGGCACACGCCCGAUGAUCACGCAAACGACCACGCCUCGCACGGCCAUCGCGCGACCUUUCGUCAUCCCAAGAAGGGAAAGUACCUGUUCCUCAUCUACCUCGCCACGUACAGUGUCAUUCUCGCCUAUGUAGAGGUCCUGAAUCUGCACGCAACGCCUGUGUGGACCCUGGCGACGCUGGUCGUGGUAGCAUCCAGUGUGUCGCAGCAGUUCGGCGAUCGCCACGCCUUCGAGCGACACCAUCUGUUCGAAAACGCAUCACCUUGCAACCGACUAAACGAACAUCGAAGUGACCAUGUUUGUUCGCUGUUCUCUUUGCGUCCUCCCUCUCUGUGUGUGCAGGAAGGCCGGCUGGUGGAGCGCCUGUUCGAGCUGGUGAGCCGAAGCUUCUGGCGCAACAACUCGCGCGUCACCAACCAGUUGCUGCUCACCGGCCUCUCUAGCGUGCUUGCCGAGGCCGUGGGCGUGGCGCCGCUGUGUCGACUCCUGAUGCCCAUAAUCGUCACCAUCGCCUCGGAGUCAAGCACGCGCCUGCUGUACUACUUAGUUCCGGUGUCCGUGGCGCUGUCCAGCAACAUGCUGAGUCCGGUGUCACUGCCGCUCGCCUUGCUGCAUGGUGCGUGCAACAUUUCCAUGCAGCAGCUGGCAUUUGUAGGCUUGGCCGGCAAGUCCAUCUUGUUGGCGAUGGUGCUGCUGUCGGUCAACACGACGGGCAGCUACUUCUUCAGGUGGAACGACCCGUCCAUCCCGUCGCACCCCAUUAACCUGUCCGUGGCAGUCUUAAAUCCCGGGCCGUGUGCAUAGACCGCCAUUCUAUUUCCCCUGGCUAAGAAGCCCCAGGCGAAUCGACGUGCUACCAGUACUUUGAAGUUGGCUUCCUUGUGCAAAAAGAACUGUAGAUGUUUACAAGGACAUCUGCGCAAGUUCGUCUUCACUUUCGUCGUGGUGGCGCUUGGAUGACGUCGAUUGUCACCGAGGCUCCCUUUUGCAGCGCGAAUA